UACUAGUCCAAUAAUUUGGCAUUGGUUGCUAUGGUGAAGGUGUUGAUUGUAGUUCGUAAGCAAAUUUAAAUUACCAAAAAAAUAUUUUUAUCAUUCUUAGCGUUCGAAAUUUAAUAUAAAGUAUACUGUUGCUUCAGUAUGGAUGAAAAUCUGAAUUCAUUAACAUCUGAAGAGACUACAUUUUCUGUUGAUGAUGUGAGCAAAAUUAUAAAAUCUGCUGUUGAAGAGGUAAUUGAGCGAAAUACGUAUCAACACAAUAAAGUAAAGCAAUGGGCUGAUAAAAUUGUGGAACAAAUUUUAACUAAUCUCAAAGAAUUAAACAAGCCUUUUAAAUAUAUUGCUACUUGUGUCAUUAUGCAAAAGAAUGGAGCUGGUUUUCAUACAGCAAGCUCAUGUUACUGGGAUAAUACUACAGAUGGUAGCUGUACAGUUAGAUGGGAAAAUAAGUCGAUGUACUGUAUUGUGUCUGUUUUUGGUUUAGCAAUAUAAUAUGUACAAGAUAUAUUUUUCAACUUUGUGUAAUUAUUACCUUACUGCAGACUAUCUUCAUUCCCUGGCAACAAUAACUGUAUAUGAUAAAUUAUUUGAUGUAUAUAUCUUUUAUUUUUUCAAAAGUAUAAUUUUAUGCUUACAUUUCAUUUGUAUGUAAAUAAUCCAAUAAAUAAUGUGCAGAUAUUUUGAAUAUAUUUCCAAACUUCAUGUAAAAAUGGUAGAAAAAUAUAAUGAAUGGGAAUUUUAGUUAACACAAUUUCAGUGAAAUGUCUCAUUAAAUGAUUUUAUAGUCUCAUGUUAAUUGACUAUACAAUCAACUAAGUAUAGAAUACUAUAAUAUAUUUAACCAUUUCUAAUCAUAUAUUAUGUUUCUCUUUAACUUUUGUUGUUUCUAAAUAUGCAGUGAUCUUGAAGCUCAUAAUGCCUUCAAGAAAAUUCAGCUUCCUGUACCUUGUUUCUUUUAAUAGUUCAAAUGCAUUUAAUUUAUGAAAUCAGAAUAUUUUUCUUUUAGGAUCAUCAUUCAAAGUAUUUCGUGUUAAAUAUUGAAUAUUUGUUGUUAUUAUUUGCUUCAGUAUCUUCCUUCAAUGAUGUUUUAUUUUCAAUGAAUAAAGAGUUGAGUUACCACUGUU
Molecule: messenger RNA, 1121 nt
Organism: Stegodyphus dumicola
Lineage: Eukaryota; Metazoa; Arthropoda; Arachnida; Araneae; Eresidae
Gene: Dlc90F
Product: dynein light chain 90F
Biological process (GO): microtubule-based movement
Cellular component (GO): cytoplasm; cytoplasmic dynein complex
Molecular function (GO): dynein intermediate chain binding
Source: RefSeq, a predicted model, not a curated record